Sphaerulina musiva SO2202 is the source of this 2201-nucleotide messenger RNA. Its product is annotated as acetoacetate-CoA ligase. The transcript has a single exon. Bases 1 to 2112 code for a protein of 703 amino acids. The record is from RefSeq and is a predicted model, not a curated record. Lineage: Eukaryota; Fungi; Ascomycota; Dothideomycetes; Mycosphaerellales; Mycosphaerellaceae. Gene Ontology annotation, molecular function: acetoacetate-CoA ligase activity. Gene Ontology annotation, biological process: lipid metabolic process. Gene Ontology annotation, cellular component: cytosol.
AUGGCUGACAACACGAUGCCUCGCAAGCUCUGGGAGCCGUCGAGUCCCCAGGCCACGCUCGCAUACAAGUUCAUGCAAGAGGUCAAUCGAAAGCGAGGCACGACGCUCGAGACCUGGAACGAACUGCAUGCGUGGAGUGUGGACCAGAGAGCGGCAUUCUACGAAGAACUCUUCCAGCAGCAUCCUCUGAUUCACGAAGGCAAGUACAAGCUAGUCGUGGACGAGCAUGCUCGUAUGGACGCUGUCCCGCCAUGGUUCGAGGGUGUGCGGAUUAAUUUCGCAGAGAAUCUCCUCUUCUCGCCCGAUGGGAAGAACCCGGGCAAGAGAAGUACGUUCCGAAAGGACGAUGAGCGCGUGGCGUGUGUAGAAGCUCGUGAAGGUGGGACAGAGAUUCGAAAUGUGACGUGGCAAGAAUUGCGAGAUAGGACGGGCUAUCUUUCGAAUGCGAUGCGCGCUCGAGGCGUGGGAAAAGGUGAUCGCGUCGCUAUUGUUGCUUCCAACUCUGUCGAUACAUUGGUGGUCUUCUUGGCGACCACCGCUCUCGGCGGAAUCUUCUCGUCUUCGUCGACCGACAUGGGCACGAAAGGCAUUCUCGAUAGAUUGCGACAGAUCAAACCCAAGUUCGUCUUUAUGGACGACUGGGCGUUAUACAAUGGCAAGACCAUCGAUCUGCGUCCCAAGAUGGAAGAGAUCGUGAGCGGCAUGGAUGGCGUCUCCGAGUUCGAAAGCAUUGUGAGCAUGCCGAGGACCCAAAGCAGGCCCAGAGAUGUCUCAAAUGUUCGAGAUGCAGAAGGGCUCGAGUUCUUCCUCAUCGCAGCCAAAGAAGACAAAGAGCUCCGCUUCGAUCGCAUAGAAUUUGGCGACCCGUUCUUGAUCGUCUAUUCGAGUGGCACCACGGGCCAGCCUAAGUGCAUUGUUCACAACGUUGGAGGUGUGCUGCUCAAUAGCAAAAAAGAGGGAAAUCUGCAUCGUGACUGGGCCGCCGUAUCCCCCGACCAGCUAUGUGUAUUGCAGUACACCACUACUGGCUGGAUCAUGUAUAUGAGCAGUGUCCUUGCACUGCUACAUGGUGCUCGGACAGUCCUGUACGAUGGAUCGCCGUUCCAGCCAGAUCUGACGUCUUUCCUCGAGCUCGUUCAGAAUCAAAAAGUGUCAGAUCUGGGUAUUUCCCCUAGAUGGAUGCAGACGCUGGCAACAGCAAAGCCACCCGUGCUUCCACGCGACGUCGUUGAUCUGAGUUGUCUUCGCAGGGUGACUUCCACUGGGAUGGUCUUAUCAGAAGCACAGUUCGAGUGGUUUUAUGAUCAAGGUUUCCCGUCUCACGUCCAGCUCGACAACAUCUCUGGUGGCACAGAUCUCGCAGCUUGCUUAGCUCUUGGCAACCGAAUGCAGCCCGUAUACUGCGGCGGCACAGUCGGUCCAGGACUCGGCAUGAAAGUUGAGGCGUUUGACCAGACGAUUGAAGGCGGCAAAGGCGUCAAAGGAAAGGCCUUGCCCGCAGGGGAAGCAGGUGAACUUUGUUGCACAAGAGGCUUCCCUACACAGCCUGUCAAGUUCUGGGGUGAUGAGAACGGCGAGAAGUACUUUAACAGCUACUUUGCGAAAUACGACAACGUCUGGACUCACGGCGACUUCAUCUCGCAGCAUCCCCAGACCGGAGGCAUCCACGUCCUCGGCCGAUCCGACGGAGUCCUCAACCCGUCCGGUGUCCGUUUCGGCAGCGCAGAAAUCUACAACUCGCUCGACAACAGCUUCCCCGACGAGAUCCAAGACAGCAUCUGCGUGGGCCAGCGUCGUCCGCAAGAUUCCGAUGAGAGUGUCAUGCUCUUCUUAUUACUCAAUCCCGGCCAAAAAUUCUCUUCAGACCUCGUAAAGCGCGUCAAAGACGCCAUCGCGCGAGAUUGUGGACGAAGAUGUGUGCCGAAAUACAUCUUUGAGACGCCGGAAAUUCCCACGACAAUCAAUUUGAAAAAAGUCGAAUUGCCCGUGAAACAAAUUGUCAGUGGGAAGAUUAUUAAACCGUCAGACACGUUGGCGAAUAAGGAAUGUUUGAAUUUUUACUAUCAGUUUGCUGAGGUGGAGAAAUUGGUGGAGUUGAGGAGUAGACUGUGAUGGAAAGGAUGAAAACAAUAAAGGACUUUGGAGACGUAAGAACGCUUGGUGAUGAUGAUCAUGAUGAUGAUAAUGAUGACUAUGAUAUC